CGCGUCCCACUCAGUCCCUCUUGUCGAGUACGAUUCAUCGUUGCUCUUACCACCACCUUUCUCUCCUCGUUCACCGGCGUUCUCAGACAGUGGAGCAGACACACAUAAGCUUCAUCACCAGCGUCGCGCGUCUUCACCUGCGCGCUCAGAAAGCAUCACCUCAUUGGCCAGAAUGCGGAGUAGAAUGGGUGCGUUAGCUUGUCUAGAAGGUAGGGGAAGAUUGGGAAUGCGGGGCCGUGGGCGUGGAGAUGGACGCUGAAAGAGUAACUUCAUGAGUAUGAGCGACGGCAAGGACGAAGAGGGUGACAGCGAGAGCAACAGACAGGAUAUAAUUGUUACUCGCCCUCGGGGAGAGGAGAUACGGCUCGCGCCGACCAUUUGUGUUGAGGACAUAGGCUUGAUGGGGGACGUCGAGGAUGAAGGAGCUGAGGAAGGGCAGAGCCCUUCCAAUUCUUCGUGUCUCUUCGUGAGCAACAAAGUACGGCCUGGACCAGACGAUAAUCAGCGUAUCCGGAAACGAUUCUCGCCCUCACCUGCACGGUCUGUGCCGUUAUUUUUAUCCGGGACGACGCUCGUUGUUGGGCCUUCUGCGUCGGCAAGCAGUUCGUCCCUUCCCGCCAUGUCGACCUCGGCGCCAGCUGCAUCCUACCUUGUAGGCAAUGUUGUCGGAGCUUCACCUGCCUCCACAGCCAUGUCUCGCAGACGCAAACGAUGGAGCACGCUUGAAUCAUGGUUUCCUCUGCGUAGUUUCAUCGAUCUGAAGGCCGAUCCGGACGAGCGCAUGUCUUCGUGGAAGUGGAGAAGUUUUAUCGAGAUUGGCGUUGCCUGAUUGUAAAUCCCUCUUGCGACGUGGUAUGAUCUUCCCCCCAUGAUGUUUCUUACUGUUCGUAUUCUAUCUAGCUAUCCUAUUCACUUUGCUUACCGGAUACACGGGAUGUAUCCAAAUUACCCUCAUCCAUUCCGUUGACUUUUGAUUUCCUUAGACGCUUCUAAUUGUGGUAUCUUACGCAUUAUUCUGCCGAACAUCUAGUUUCAGGCUCCAAAAUUACAUGCUAAUCUCUCUUUUUCUUUCGCCGUUCACCACUCUUACAUGUGAUCUCUUGCAAUCUCUAAAAUGUCCAGUUCUAUUUUCCUUACGAUACACUCAAUCAUGACCACAGACACCCGAGCAGUAUAGAUCGAAG
Messenger RNA from Pisolithus orientalis, 1184 nucleotides. RefSeq lists its product as uncharacterized. Bases 272 to 829 code for a protein of 185 amino acids. Lineage: Eukaryota; Fungi; Basidiomycota; Agaricomycetes; Boletales; Pisolithaceae. The transcript has a single exon. The record is from RefSeq and is a predicted model, not a curated record.